AUGAGCAGCGGCGAAGCAUCCUGGUCACAGCUGCCUCCUGGUGACCUGAGACUCUGUAACAACUGCUACAAACAGGGGCAUCUCGCCGCAGACUGCACGAACGAGAAAGCAUGCAACAAUUGCAGGAAAACAGGGCACCUCGCUCGUGAUUGCACAAACGAGCCUGUCUGCAAUCUCUGCAAUGUUGCAGGGCAUGUAGCUAGGCAAUGCCCAAAGUCAGGAACGCUUGGUACCUUUGGAGGUGGCUUUGGUGGUGGGUUUCGUGGUGGGUACCAAGAUGUCAUCUGUCGGAACUGCAAUCAGGUUGGGCAUAUGAGUCGGGACUGCAUGGGUGCUCUGAUGAUCUGCGAUAACUGUGCCGGAAGGGGGCAUAUGGCCUACGAGUGCCCAUCAAGUAGGUUCAUGGACCGUGGGUUCCGAAGGUACUGA
Zingiber officinale is the source of this 429-nucleotide messenger RNA. RefSeq names its product cellular nucleic acid-binding protein-like. The transcript is spliced from 2 exons. Bases 1 to 429 code for a protein of 142 amino acids. Gene Ontology annotation, molecular function: zinc ion binding; nucleic acid binding. The record is from RefSeq and is a predicted model, not a curated record. Lineage: Eukaryota; Viridiplantae; Streptophyta; Magnoliopsida; Zingiberales; Zingiberaceae.